AAAAUUAACGAAGUUGAAACCUAAAAGGCUAAAACAUCGACUUCCUUCCGAGCUCCGGCAGAUCCAAACCCAUUCCGACAUAACUCUUCUCCACAGCUUCCAAUUCCAUGGAAGCUCUUUGAUCUACUCCUAAGAUUUCUGCUAAAGUGUCGACUCUUUUUAGUUGCAACCAGGUGGGUCUCAAUCUCAUCAUUUGAAAGCUGAUGGAUUGUCUACAACAAAGCUCAGUUCUAUUUGUAAACCUUCUGCAUUGACAAUCCUGAAUAAAUCAAACCGGACUCUCAAGUUUUCUGUUUCUGCUGGGUACCGAUUGGAUGUGGAUGUGUAUGUUAAAUGGCGAAUCUUUAGCAAUGAAGCAAGAGAAGUAUGACAAUAUGGGACCCAUUUUAACACCCGUAUGAUACGACGGUCGUUCUUAUUUGGUGGGUCUUUAAUGGGCCUAUGCACGAGUUAACUACAAAAGACUAAAUUACCCCCAUUUCAGCUGCUCGGAACCGCUAAACGCAAAUGAUAAAUAGCGUUUACAAAUAUUCCAGUUUUACCCUCAACGUUAAGUCAGAUUUACAAACCAGAACCAUAAGUAGAGCAGAUCUAAGAGUGAGAGAGAUUUAGUCGCCGAUUUCAUCAACCUCCGUUGUGUUUCUGCCAUUACCGCUCGCGAUAGUGAGAACAUGGCUGGAGAAGGUGAAGAGGAUGUACCUAGAGAUGCUAAAAUUGUGAAAUCUCUGCUUAAGUCGAUGGGUGUAGAAGACUACGAGCCUCGUGUGAUACACCAGUUUCUGGAGCUAUGGUAUCGGUAUGUGGUGGAAGUGUUGACAGAUGCUCAGGUUUACUCAGAGCAUGCUAGCAAAUCCAACAUUGACUGUGAUGAUGUGAAGCUCGCUAUUCAAUCCAAAGUUAAUUUCAGCUUCUCUCAGCCACCUCCAAGAGAGGUUCUGCUAGAACUUGCUGCAAGUAGGAACAAGAUCCCUUUGCCAAAAUCGAUAGCAGGACCGGGUGUUCCGCUCCCACCUGAUCAGGACACAUUGCUGAGCCCGAACUACCAGCUUGUGAUACCAAGGAAGUCAGCUUCCACAGAACCUGAAGAAACUGAGGAUGAUGAAGAAAUGACAGAUCCUGCACAGUCCUCGCAAGAACAGCAGCAACAACAAACAUCAGAACUCCCAGGUCAAACUCCCCAAAGAGUCUCUUUCCCUCUCUCUAGAAGACCCAAUAAGUAGAUGCACAAAAAGUCUAUCAUGUUAUGUAUCAAGAUGUAGUUGCAGAAUUAUUAUUAAUGACCAUAUGUAUCAAGGAGUAGAAUGUAAGAGAAUUAUAUAUUAAUGACCAGAGUCAGUUUUCGUA
This is a messenger RNA of Camelina sativa (false flax), 1344 nucleotides long. Its product is annotated as transcription initiation factor TFIID subunit 9. NCBI's taxonomy places the organism in Eukaryota, Viridiplantae, Streptophyta, Magnoliopsida, Brassicales, Brassicaceae. The record is from RefSeq and is a predicted model, not a curated record. Gene Ontology annotation, biological process: RNA polymerase II preinitiation complex assembly; DNA-templated transcription initiation. Gene Ontology annotation, molecular function: protein heterodimerization activity; RNA polymerase II general transcription initiation factor activity; transcription coactivator activity. Gene Ontology annotation, cellular component: transcription factor TFIID complex; SAGA complex.